Molecule: messenger RNA, 774 nt
Organism: Durusdinium trenchii
Lineage: Eukaryota; Dinophyceae; Suessiales; Symbiodiniaceae
Source: the annotation of a GenBank genome assembly
AGCCGUUAUAGCUCAGAGCUACAAAAACGGCCAUGGCGCUGUCGCGAAGGCGGGGCCGAGCCUCGGAUCGACCUCACGAAGUGGAGGAUCGAGUUCCCCUUUUCACCGCAUGGAUCUCAGCCAGGUCGGGCCGGAAAAAGUUGGACACCCGACAAGGCUUGGAUGACGAGCAAAAGGAAGAGAUCCGAGAGGCCUUUAGCCUCUUCGACACCGAGCGUUCGGGCGCCAUUGAUGCCAGAGAGCUGAAGGCUGCUUUGAGAGCGUUGGGAUUUGAAGUGAAGAAGGAAGAUGUUAGGAAGAUGUUGGCUGACAUUGGCAAGGAUCCAAGCCAGCCCAUCAACUUCGAUGAGUUCUGUGAGAUGAUGAAAGGAAGGAUGCCCGACAAGAACUCAAGAGCGGAGAUCGACAAGGUCUUCGCGUUGUUCGACGAGGAUGACAAGGGCAAGAUCUCGUUCCGGAACCUCAAGCGCAUUGCCCAGGAGUUGGGCGAGAGCCUCACAGAUGAAGAACUCCAAGAGAUGAUCGAAGAGGCGGACCGGGACGGCGAUGGCCUCAUCAAUCCGGACGAGUUCUAUCGGGUCAUGCGGAAGCGGGGGACGAAUCCACUGGAUGACUGGGACAGUGAUGAAGAUUGACCACCAGGCAUCGGGGAGAUGUUCAUGGCGAGACACAGCGAAAGAGCUGUGUUGCACAAAAGAAAAAAACACAGGUCGCGGUCAUCGGGUUUGGCGGUGUGUGCAUCGUGCGGGACAGGAUUCCGAACAUGUAGAUCGC